Messenger RNA from Octopus sinensis (East Asian common octopus), 3391 nucleotides. Its product is annotated as krev interaction trapped protein 1. The record is from RefSeq and is a predicted model, not a curated record. Gene Ontology annotation, molecular function: protein binding. The transcript has 19 exons. Gene Ontology annotation, biological process: regulation of establishment of cell polarity; negative regulation of angiogenesis; cell redox homeostasis. The coding region runs from base 452 to 2638 and encodes 728 amino acids. Gene Ontology annotation, cellular component: plasma membrane; cytoskeleton. NCBI's taxonomy places the organism in Eukaryota, Metazoa, Mollusca, Cephalopoda, Octopoda, Octopodidae.
GUUUGGCCUGUCACUUCAUAAGAAAAGUAAAACUUUUCUGAUUGUUGGUGACCUUACUUAAUGGGCAUCUGUAUGAAUAUAUAAAUCUAUAUUUGGUGUAUAAUUAUUGUCUUAUACUACACAAUGGUUUAUUGUUCUCGUUGUAUGUCUUUCAUAUAACAGUUCUAUUAAACCGAAGACUGCCUAGCAUAGAUAUGUCUUCUUCAUCGCAUAUAUGCAAAAGGAACCGAAGCAAUCAUUAUAACGAUCAUCAUUAUUCCUUCAUAAAUUGGACAAAGUUAAAGAUUUAACUAAUGAUUAAAUCGAUGUUUUGGGGCCAAUGUCUACCAUCAUCAACUUUAUCAUCAUCUCUACACCUUUUAUUUCCAUGCUUUGGUGAGUCGAAUAGGUCUAUCUUAAGCUGAAAACUUCUGUGCAAGUUAUUUCCUAAGUAAAUGAAGUUACUGCUCCAAUGGAGGUGGUUGUGGCUGUAAUUAAGCCCAAAAAAAGUGUCAGCAGUUUCUCUUCUCGAGAGUUUCAUCCCAGCAACUAUUCCAUUUUAUUAGUGGAGAGUAAAGCUGCUUUGCAUGCUGAAUGGGGCAAACCUAUCCGCUCUCUACCCAUGUUCUCUCUGAAGAGAGAUGAAGAACCGAGAGAGGUGAUUCUUAACUACCUUUACCAGAUGACUGGAGAAAAAUCAGAUGGUAUCAAAGGUGAACGUGCUUUACCUGUCCGAACUAGCCGUGAUAUGUUAUUAAAUUAUCAAAAUAAUUAUUCCGCUAUGAAACUGUACUGUGUUCCAAUCACCCAUAACCAUAACAAUAAUAUUGAAAAAUCAGUGACAGCAAAUAUGGCGUUCUUUUCUCUUGAUAUUGUUUUGGAAGGAGGCAAAAAUUUCACUUGUACCCCUACAACCUUGACUCUUCUAUUCACCUUAAAAAAUUGGUUGGCAGAAAAACACAUGCAAUCUGGCAGUGUCAGAUGUAUGUUCCGAAUCCGAGCUGAAUUUCGAAUCUCAGUAUGUAUCAACAACCCUGUAUUUAUUCCAAGGAGCAAGGAACAGACAUCAGCAGAUGGUCGUAACACAGCCAACUUUGAUGCCCUGACAAAGAUGUUGGCUAUAGAGAAAUGUGAUACUGUUGUGAUGAAUCCAUUGUUUGGAUCAGGUCUUCCCUAUAAAGCAAAAACUAAUCGUGUUGUGACCAAUAUUUACUGGGGAAUGGGAAUUCCAGAUUACAAAGAAAUUAUCGCUCACCAUCAAUCAGCCAUGGAAUCCAAGUUAGGAAUGGAUCAGUUAUGGGCUAGAAAUUACCCAAUUCAUAAGUGUGCAUAUGAAGGAGAUGUCAAUGGAAUAAUGAGACUUAGUAAGAUUCCACAUUCCAUGAAGGAUGACAAAGGGUUUGCACCAAUUCAUUAUGCAGCCUGGAAAGGGCAUGCUGAUGCUGUGGUAACAUUGCUAAGGGCAGGAUGUUCUCCCAACAUUACAAAUAUGGAUCACCAGACACCUUUACACAUUGCAGCUAUGAGAGGGAAGCCAAAUGUUGUUGAUGUCUUAUUGGAAGAUUCAAAUAUUGAUGUGAACGCUCGAAAUAAGAACAACAAAACUCCCUAUGAUCUGUGUUGUAAAGCAUCCAGUCCUGAAAUGAAACGAGCAGCUGAUCUGUUAGAAGCUGCUAUGAACAGACCAAGUCGCAAAAUUGAAAUUCACCUCAUGGACGGAAAGCAGAAAACCUUGAACUUGACUACAGGAGAUAAUACAACUGUCAGCCACUUCAGGGAGCAAAUGCUAAGAGAACUUGACCUGCCUGAAUCUUACGGAAAUAUUUUCUCAAUAUGGAUUUGUUCACAAAGUCUUGAACUCCAGUUGAAGUUGGAACACAAACCUGUCCAUCAGUUACAUUCUUGGAAAGGAGUUGUUAAACAGUUAACUGAAAAAGAUCCUGAACAGGAAAAACCAGUCCUUCAAUGGCGGCGCAAUGCAAAAGUCAAUCUCCAAGAAGAACAACUAUUACUUUCACAAAUACAGCAUGAAGUUGGCAUCAACCUUCUCUUCCAAGAGGCUUACCACAACUACAUUUAUGGACUCUACCCAUUUACUGAUCAAACCAAUUACUUCCUUGCUGCUUGUCUUAUGUAUAUAUUAGGUGGAAAGCAAGACCCAAACACUGUCAAGUCAUACUGUACAAAAAAUUUGACAAAAUUUCUUCCAACUUCAAAGCAAAAAGUAAAAGGAAAUGCCAAUUAUAUUUUAGCCCAAUAUCGACAGCUUCUUGAAGAUGACAGUCUUACUCAUACGUCUCUCAAAUUGGAAUUUCUAAAGAAAUGUCACACACUUCAAAUAUAUGGAUCUGCUUUUUUCUUUGGAACACUUCAGGAGCGAGCAAAUCGGUUUACACCAUACCAUAUAGGUGUAAAUGGCUUUGGUAUUCAUUUAAUUAAUGUUCAAGCAAAGAGUUUUCCCAAAAGUUACAUGUAUAAGGACAUUAGCUGGCACUACCAAGAGUUCAAUAUCAACUUGCUUGAGAUACGAGUAAAAAGUUCCACAGGAAGUGUGUUACAUCUACAAACAAAGCAAGCUGGUAUCAUUUAUCAUCUUAUGACCAAGCUUAGCCGCAAGCCCGGUUCUGAGGAACAAAAUGGAAUUAAGAGUAUUUUAUAACUAAAUAUACUUGUGGGAAUAUUUGUGUAAAUAUGUUUAUUUGUGUCUUAAGUGGUUUAAGCAUAAUAUUAAAUGAUAACUUUCUCUUUCUCUCUCCCUCUGAAAGUAAGUGGGAUAUGUCAGGAAUGUGUGUGUGCAUGUGUAUCAGAGUGAGUGAGUGAAAUUUUGUGUAUUUGUGUAAAUAUGUAUGUCUGAGCUGAAGUGAUUUUGGUGGCAGUGGAGAAUGCAAGUGAAUGCAAGAGAUCAAUAGUUUCACAUCAAAUUCAUUUCACAGAAAUCAGUUGUGAUGACUUCUGUUAUAUUUUAUAUAAAAUCAAGGAAUUUAGAGAAACAGAGAAAGUGAAAGUAAGAGAAAACGGAAGAAAUUUUCUUGAGGCUGUGUUCCACAUAAUUUAUCAAUUCUUCAAGUAUAUAAAAGUUAUUGUAACUUCUUAAAUUCAGAACUCUGCAGAACUCCGACAUGUUUGCUGCUUUAUAAAUCUAAAUCUGUGAUCACUUUAAUUUUUAUACUGACUUUGUUAUGUAUGUGGACCACUGUUGUAUGGGGCACUUGUGUGUGUAUAUAUAUAUAUAUAUAUAUAUGAAGAUACCCAUUCAUCUUGCAUGGCCCUCACACAUAUGAGAAAACUCAUUUGUCUUGAGUGGACCCACACAUGAAUUCUUUAGGGUCCUGUGUGGAAUCUUUACAUCACAUGUAAGGCUUACUCAACCCCGUCCCCUUCCAGAAAUAAAAUAAAAUAAAAUAUAUAAAUU